AUGGAAUCUACGAUACUAUUCAACGCCACCAACUCUAUAGGACCCAUUUUCGAGAUGACAUACACGCCUAAAGACGGAACAUUCCACACGGACAACGACGGAUUCGAAAACGCCUCAGACUAUAUAAUCAGAAACGAGCCAAUGUCGAUAAUCGUAAACACAGGAAACACGGCCGUACGAAGUGUAACCUGUGUAAAAUCAAACACAAAGAUAUACAACGAAGCGACCGUUGACAAUAUUACAAUCCGAAGACUGUAUACGAACGCACAACAAUAUUUCAUGGGAAGCAUAGGCGUCGGAAUAAUACAGCUAUUGAACAAGGACGGCAGUCUGGAGGACGUAAUACUAAACAUAAUUGUGGAAACCACAAUAGACAUUGAGUGUAUAUCGCACGGAACUAACCUGUUGAUGGGCAAAUACAGCAGAGUUCAACCAAAUACAUUAUUCACGGGAUUGGCCAUAGACAAGUACAAUUGGAACAAUAGAUAUACUGUGGCCGGAGCACCAGUAGUAGAUGCAGGUGACGUAGUACACGUGGCAAUAGAAGAGCGACCACCGACUCCUCUAGAGCCUCAGCAACCUCAACCACCACCGCCUGAUCGAGAACAACAACCGCAACCUCAACCUCAACCUGGACCAUCAAGAGCAGGAAAACGAAAAAAAGAAGAACACCCCGAAGCCAAAGCGUCAUCGUCAAAACAACAAAAACAAGCAUGGUACAGUGACGGAGAACAUGUAGUAAUAAACAAAGAGAGAGUAAUAUAUGUAAAAGCGGAAAAAAUACCAGGUAAAAAAAUAAUAACUUCAAACAUGUCAGACGAAGAGAAAUUAGCAAUAGCUGAAGAAAAUGAACGUAUAAGACAAGCAGGCACUACAAUUGGCAGAAACAGAAACAUUAAAAAAGAUAUAUUUAACGGGGAAAUUUUUAAACUUGGGUAUACCGGAACAAGGAUACUACGAUAA
This is a messenger RNA of Parnassius mnemosyne (clouded apollo), 963 nucleotides long. The record is from the annotation of a GenBank genome assembly. Lineage: Eukaryota; Metazoa; Arthropoda; Insecta; Lepidoptera; Papilionidae.